AUGGCCUUCCAGAUGACUGGUGUCACCAACAUCAUCGUUGAUUGGUUAGUGAAGACGCUCUCUGAGUCUAAGCCGACCCCAAAAGUUGUAACUGUUGUGAAUCCUGGGAACCUAAGCGGCACCUAUGUCCCUGAACCGCUUCUUAAGAGGAUUUCAAAGAUAUGCGAAGAUGCAGGGUGUUGGCUGAUUGUAGAUAACACAUACGAGUAUUUCAUGUAUGACGGUUUAAAACAUUGUUGCGUUGAGGGAGACAACAUAGUUAACGUCUUCUCCUUCUCCAAAACCUAUGGCAUGAUGGGGUGGAGGCUUGGAUAUAUAGCUUACUCACAGAGAUUAGAUGUGUUCGCGGCAGAGCUUUUGAAAAUUCAAGACAACAUCCCAAUCUGUGCUUCCAUAAUAUCUCAGCGUCUGCAAGUCUUGCUUCAAGUGCUCUCACUGUAA
Brassica oleracea var. oleracea is the source of this 441-nucleotide messenger RNA. RefSeq names its product aspartate aminotransferase-like. Gene Ontology annotation, molecular function: pyridoxal phosphate binding; catalytic activity. The transcript is spliced from 4 exons. NCBI's taxonomy places the organism in Eukaryota, Viridiplantae, Streptophyta, Magnoliopsida, Brassicales, Brassicaceae. Gene Ontology annotation, biological process: biosynthetic process. The coding region runs from base 1 to 441 and encodes 146 amino acids. The record is from RefSeq and is a predicted model, not a curated record.